AUGGACGAUGAAACGGAUUCAAACUCCAGUGCUUCUGAGCCCGAAAUUAAGUUGCCACAGGCACAGAUCAGCGGCGAAGCCUAUUGCAUCUUUCGCAAUGAAAUUUACUCCCAGUCAAACUUUAGCAGAGAUUCUAGAGAUCCCUUUGCUCCUCCCGAGCAGCCUUCAGUUUUGAUGCUAUGUUCGAACACGAAAGCCCAUCUCACCCUGUCACAAGAAUUAGUCACUUGUUCACCGAACCAAAAAAGAGAGCUCGAACAGACUGUAAAGUCCAAGAUCUUGAACGAUGUCAUCAGGACUUUCACGGGGCCUGGUGCACGUUGUAUUGUGGACCAGAUAAUCGAUUACCCCAAGUCUAGUUUCGGAACCAGCGUCAUUAAGGCUGAUAGUGCUGUGUCGAUCAGUCUUGCGGCGCUGGGCAGCGUGACAUCUCCCCCUUGGGCAACCCUUUGGCGAAUCAUGCUGAAAGUCCUGACUUUCCUAUUUCAUACACUUCCAAGCAAUCAUUCGCGAAUCCUCGUAGCACGGCGCCUGCCUACUUCAUUGUAUGACCAGGCGCAUUAUGAACCAUGGUUCUCGGAUUGUGCUCGAUGCGAACUCGAAAGAUGA
This is a messenger RNA of Pestalotiopsis fici W106-1, 609 nucleotides long. RefSeq lists its product as uncharacterized. The record is from RefSeq and is a predicted model, not a curated record. The transcript has 2 exons. Lineage: Eukaryota; Fungi; Ascomycota; Sordariomycetes; Amphisphaeriales; Sporocadaceae. Bases 1 to 609 code for a protein of 202 amino acids.